GUCAAACAGUUUGUGGCCGCGGACGGGCUCGCCAGCGUACGACGAGUUCAGUUAGAAAUCAACAGUAAACAGAAACGGACGGAAAAGUAGGAUUUUAGUUCCAGAACCUCCUCCUCUCAAAUUCAAACAUAAAACACUUGGACACUGCGAGCAAGAGUGAAACUUGUAAAGUGGGAACAGAGUAGAAGCAAACACACAGAAUACCCGGAGUCCAGCCAAGAAAUAGUUUCCGUCAUAAAAUUUUUAUCCAGCGAGUGUGUCGGGCGAGAAUAUCCUGGAACCGUGAAACUAGACGAAACACUUGGAACAAAACGUGAACGGUUUAAACAGCAGAGUGUCACGGAACAAACUAUGCUGGAGAGAAGAACAUCCCGGAAGCAGUUAACGGAACUUCGUCGAGAAUCCUGCAACUAUUUACUCAGCGAUACUCCCGAAGGGAGUCUGUGAAACAAAUACGCACAAUUUUUGUAGACUUUUCCGGUACAGUUCCGGAAGUGUAACGAAGCAGCAUCCCGGGGUCAGUUGAACCAAUCAGAGAAAUUUGUGUUGAGAAAACAAAAAUAUUCGCGAGUGAGUGAAUGGAAUAGAAUACACUAAAAUUACAAGAAAAAAAAAUCAAUUUUGUGAAAAAACACAGAUUUUCGUAAAAAUAAGCAAUCAACAGUUCGCCAACAGUGACGAUGCAGACGAUGCUCUUCGGUGACAACUCAGAGGAAAAUACUCCCGAAAAGUACGGGGCCAACCGCCAGAGAUACAGUCUAAUGUCGAUGAACUUGUAAAUCUGAUAAUUUACGGUUCUGCACCGACAGCCAACAUCGGGCGCGUGUGUGAGCACGCAGACAGAAGAGUUGCCGAAAACGCAGUGCAAGGAAGAACGGUGAGAAUAGCGACACAAAAGUGCACACAGGUGAUGCAGAUUUACGUUGUUUUUUUGUGGAUGUGUAACGCGAGUGAAUUGCACCAGCUGCAAUCGUGAAAUUUGAUAAGUGGUGAAGAGCAAAGAUUUCAAGUCACGUUGAAGUUAAAAAUUUGAAAAAAGCGAAACAUGAUUUUUGAGGAAAAAUGAGUGCUUGACAAACGAGAAACAAAGUGAAGAGAAAAUCCAAAACCAAAAAAUUACGUGAAACACAGAAAAUUAAAAAAAAUUAAAGAAGACCAAACCGAAAACCCAAAACAAGUGCAACCAGUGACAACAGUUAGUGGGCAGUGCAAGUGUCCCACACCCCGCAGAAUAUGGUGCCUCAGCACGGCCACGACCUGCAGCUAGUGGUGUCCCAGUCGACCGCCGAGCAGAUGAUGGAUACUACCGGUGUUGUGGUGGUUCAGCAGGUCCAGCAACAGCAGCACCAGAUCAGCACCAUGAACCACGCACUUCAGCAGCAACAGCAGCAGAAUCUGCUCGAAUCCGUGCUGCAACAGCAGCAGCAGCAACAGUCCCAAGUGGUGAACAGUCCCGAGCAAAUGAUGGCCCAGCAGCAGCUGAAUACGGUCAUGUUCGGCUCCCAGAUGGUGGACAAGAACUCCAGCACGCCGUACACCGAUGCAACUCAGACCAAGAAGCACAGCCCCGGCCACAUCAAGCGCCCGAUGAACCCGUUCAUGGUGUGGAGCCAGAUCGAGCGGCGCAAGAUCUGCGAGGUGACGCCGGACAUGCACAACGCGGUCAUCUCGAAGAACCUGGGCGCCCGCUGGAAGGCGCUGAGCGAAGCCGAGCGGCAACCGUUCAUCGACGAGGCCGAGCGGCUGCGCAAGCUGCACACGCAGGAGUACCCCAACUACAAGUACCGUCCAAAGAAGAAGCAGGUCAAGGGUGCUCCCGCCAAGGCGGCCGGUUCCAGCUCGCCGUCGGCCUCGCCCGCGUCCUCUACGUCGUCGCGGGAUAGCUGUGGGUCGACGACGACGACGUCGUCGUCGGCGUCUUCGACGAAGAGCAAGUCGGGAAGCAGACGCAGCAGCGGGAAGGUCAGCAAGAACGACAGCAACAACAACAACAGCAGUAGCAUGAGUAAGUCGAAGAAGGCGGUUAUCCGGGCUGAGCUGAGGGAGAGUGAGAGCUUUGAGGAUCUGUACUACCAUCAGACGGCGGUGCAGUGUGUGGGCGGAAAGUCGCCGGAUCCGCCGGUCGGUGCCGCGAUGUACGAGGACAGUUCGUUGAUCUCGACGGAGCAGACCUUUGCGGAGUCGGUGUUUGACGAGGCGGGUGGGAAUUUGUUCUCGACGAAUCUGGACGGGUUCAGUGCGGAGGAGUGCAGUCGUGGGUUUGUGACGCAGACGCUGUUCGAUCCGGAAGAGGACAACAAGACGUUCAUACUGAACAACAACGACGACUCGAAGGGAUAUCUGUACGCGAACGGUGCUAUGAACCAGGAGCAGGCUGGCAAUGGGGUGAUCAACGGUGCGGGCAGCCAGAUGGAGGUGGACAUCAAGCGGGAGCUGUACUACGAGGACGAGGAUCGGUUCGACGUGACGGAUCCGUGCCUGAACGGAGGACUGGACGAUGUGUUGAACGGCACCGGCGACCAGAUGAACGGUCACCCAGUGAGUCCGGUCAACUCGAUCAACGACAUCGUCACGUACAACGGACUGUUCACGGUGACGCAACCGGGCAGCGGAACCUCCAACGGAAACACCCUGGCCAGCUUCAGCGAUCUUGCCAACCUGACGUCGAACGGGUGCUCGCAGCAGACAUUCCUGAUUGCGUCGCACGUUGCCAGCCAGCUCAGCGAACUCAGCUCGAUAAGCCAGCUCGACAGCCGGUCCCCGUCGGCGGGCAUCACCGCCAACCAGCUCAACAGCAUUUCGUCCAACUGCCAAGUGUUACCCACCUCGACGAUGAUCUCCGUCAGCAGUACGGCGUCCUGCGCGGGGACCAUCAGCAGUAGCAGCAGCGGCAACACCAUCACCACCAACUCCUGCCUCCCGACCGGUAUGGUCCUGACGGACUGCGGCCCGGCGAUAGCGCCCGGACUCAUCAACACCCACUCGCACCACCACCAUCUGGACUUUAGCGACAUGGUCGGGACGGAGGACUACAACGACAUCACGUUCGACGGGCUGGAGACGGCGUCCUCGUCCAGCGGCUCGCACCUGGAGUUUACGUACCCCUCGGCGGACAUGCUGCUCGACACCGGCCACUGCUACGACCUCAACUAAGCCGGAUCAUUUUUGUUUUUUGCAAACACAUCGAGAAAAAAAACCAAAAAAUUAAGUGCUUUAUUGUGAGAGCGAGACAAACGAACGAACGAGCGAGAGAGAGUGAGAGCAUGCGAGAGACAGAGGAAAUGUUUGUAAAUUAGAGAGAAGACGAGGAGAGAGCGCGCGCGAACGUGGCGAAGAGAGGAAAAACAAAUUAAAAAGUGUUGUGAUGAGGUAAACAGAACUUUGCGCGCGGAAACAGGAAUUAUUCGAGAUUUUUUUGUUGUUGUUUUCAUGGGUUGUCAGCGCGGGCGAGAAAGCAAACUGUUGUGAUAUUUUUUUCCUCCUUAAUUAAUUGGAAAGUUUGGCAAAGUGAGGUGGUCGCGGAAAUUGAAUGCGCCAAAAAGGUUGUCAAUAAUUAGUGAGCGUGGUCAGCGCUCGGGGAAAGAAUCGACAAAAAAACAAAAGAAAGUAAAUUGAAAAAUUGCAAAUGGGACCGCGUCCCAAAAGUGCCGGCGUUCCAAAGCAAAAAAAAACGAGGAAAGGAUCUUGGCAAGAAGAAAAAAAGUUUCGUAAGUCACCGCAACCACCGCGGCAUUCAAUUGAUGGCGCGCAAUGAAAUUGGUUCCUUUCGAUUCCCUCUACACAACUUUCAGAGUGAGGGGAUGAAAAAGUUUUACAUUUGCGGGACCGAGGUUCACCUUUUUUUUUCGGCGAGGAAAAUGUUUUGUGGUAUUUUCCAUUAAGUCAUUACACUAAUAGCCUCUCUUCCUCUUUGGUGAGGUGGUUUUCGAGAGUGCCGCGAACAUUGUAGCACUUUGUAACCGAUUGCAAAGUUGUGUCUUUAAGGUUCUUGAAGAGAACGAAUAAAAGUAGUUUUUAACCGAUUGACAACUUAAAGAUUGAAGAUUUCGCAGUAAAUCUUUACCGACCCGAGCAGACGGAAAUAACUUGGGAAUAACAUUUUUUGUUAUUUGAAAAUACUAGGCCAAUAACAUUUUAUGUUAUUUAUAACAAGAUUUGUUAUUCGUCGUUAUGAUUUUUUUGUUAUUGGAUUGUUAUUGUAAUAACAGAUUAAUAACAUUUUUAGUUAUUCUUCGAACAAAUCUCUGUUAUUAUUUUUUGUUAUUUUAACAACUAAUCCGAUCAUCCCAAUAACAGUUGGAGAUAUUCUUCCAUAACAAAAAAUGUUAUUCCGCAGUUGUUUUGGCUUUCAACCAAUAUCAGACCAAUAACAAAUUUUGUUAUGAUAACAUAAACUGUUAUUAAACCGUUAUGCAAAAAUUGAUUUCUCAAGAAGAUUCCAUAACACUUUCUGUUAUUUUAACAGGAUUUGUUAUUGAAAUGGUAUGAAUUUUGUUAUUACCGUCUGCCCGGGGAAUGGUGAAAUUUAAGCAAUUUUGUAUGAAUCAAUUUCUCAGCAAAAAACCGCCCAGCAGAGAGUGAUUCAAACGAAUCGCAUCUGCCAGCAAUAAAGCGAAUUCAAUGAUGUAGAAAAAUGAGCGGCAUCUUUCGCGAUAAACCCGGCUGCCCGAAGGGCGUGCGAGCGCCGGAACAAUCCCGCCAGGUCUGCCAGUUGUUACCAGUUCUCCGAUUGAAGGAAGAAAUUAUGAUUAUUGAAUGAUUUUCUGUUUCUACCUUCGACUGCGGUGCUUCCUCCUUUUUUUUUGUUCCAGGAGUUACAGCGGAUCAUCACGAGCCAGGGCGAGGAAAUGGUUGAUUUAUGUUUCGCUGCAUAAAUCAUGAAUCAUAAUCUUAUUAUGCCGGUUUAAGCUCCCCCCGGUCUUUGGGAGAUCCUUUUUCAUCGGCCAGACUCCGGCCAAGACGAGAAAUCAGUUAUGCAUCAAUACUGGAGCUUUUAUUGCUGCCAUUAUUCGAGAGGCAGAGAGUUGUUGAUUCAAAGUUAGCCCAAGAAAAACCUCAACGUGGAACCGAAAGUCAUGUGGCUAAUCCUCUGAUUCGACCCCGGGAAGGUUGAGAGGAUGUGGAACUUUUUGCCGGCCAGUUUGUCCGUCCGAUGACUUUGAUCCGAAUGGGUGGCCGGCUCUUUUUUGCCGACUUCGAUGGAUUGGAGAAAUUGCGGGAAAGUGGCGGGGAAACCCAGUGCUGACUGGUUCGAAGUCGACUUCGAGUUCAUUCUUUGAUUGGGGCAGGCUUCUUCUGUUCGGAUGCACUCAGAACUGGGAUAAACAUCUUUUCACUUGCGCUAACGUUUUUACAGCGCUUAAGACAUUAAAAUGCUUCAAACUACCGGCAACGUGUUCUUUUGAACAUGGUUUAGCCGCUCACUUGAAAAAUAAUUCGGAAACAUGUAACUAUUUAGCAAGCGCUAUCAAUAUAAACAAACCCGCUAAGUCACUUGACGUUUACCUAUUCCCGUCGAAGACUUACGAAAAUCAGGCGAGAAGCGAAGGCAAAUAAAAAACCAAGACCUACCACCAACAGCACCGGCAACGCGUGUUAGAGUGAGCCAGUGAUGCAAGGAAACUUCCGCUGGAAUCGCUACUUUUUAUGGUUUAAUCAAAAAUGUUU
Molecule: messenger RNA, 5667 nt
Organism: Culex pipiens pallens (northern house mosquito)
Lineage: Eukaryota; Metazoa; Arthropoda; Insecta; Diptera; Culicidae
Product: myb-like protein I
Exons: 2
Coding region: 1234-3153 (639 amino acids)
Biological process (GO): positive regulation of transcription by RNA polymerase II; cell differentiation; anatomical structure morphogenesis
Molecular function (GO): DNA-binding transcription factor activity, RNA polymerase II-specific; RNA polymerase II cis-regulatory region sequence-specific DNA binding
Source: RefSeq, a predicted model, not a curated record